GUCAGCGAUCAGUUGUAUUACAGCACUCAUAGCUGAGAGUAGCGUUGCGCGUUGAAACAUUCGAGUAAUCCAAGGGCAGUUUAUUCGUCGUGUGUAAAUCGCUUAUUAACAACCAUUAAAAUAUUGGACACCCAUCAACCAAGCGGCAAAAUACAGUGAACACAAUACAGCCUCUGACUCAAAAAGGAACCAGAAGUAGGCGAAGUAGUCCCAAAAGUCCUAUUAUGCUGUUCCGACUAUCGGUGGUUUCGGUGCUUGUUGUGGCUUUGGCCACCGCCGUUAAUUGUAAGGUGAUUGGAGGACCCAUCAGUUCGCAGCAGGUGGAUGACUUGGGCGCCAAUGUGAACUCCCCGAAACAGCUGAUCGUGGGAGGAAGUGGAACGGAGACUAGUACGCCAGAUUUUGUACGCCUGGUUGUGAUGCGAUUGAUUUACGGUCUGGCCACAAGCAUGGGCGUAGAAGAUCGCCUGGACAAUUUAUUUAACGGUGCUUUUGUACCGCCCAAUGCUGACAGCGGUUUCUUUGGCUUCGGGGGCUUCGGUGGUGGAGGUGGGGACGACUCUGGCCUCGGGGGUUUAAUAGGUCUCGCGGACCUGGAGGGUAUCCUGGAAGGUGAUGAACUAUUUGACGAUGGUGGUCUGUAACACACGCCACAAAAGUUGUGUAGCCCAAACAGACACAAGCACAAGCAACUAUUUAUUUAUUUAUUUUUAAUUUAUUGAUGUUAAUAUAGUUUUAAUAAAGUCAUAUUUAAA
Messenger RNA from Stomoxys calcitrans (stable fly), 755 nucleotides. RefSeq lists its product as uncharacterized. The record is from RefSeq and is a predicted model, not a curated record. Lineage: Eukaryota; Metazoa; Arthropoda; Insecta; Diptera; Muscidae. The transcript has a single exon. Bases 225 to 644 code for a protein of 139 amino acids.